AUGACGAAAAAACAGGCAGCUAAAGACAAAAACCGCGUCAUCUUGCCGAAGGAGAGUCUGGAGAAGUUGGUGCACUUUAACUCGUGCGCAGUCGUCAGUAAUAGUCACGCCCUGAGGUUUUACACGUACGGACAGGAGAUAGAUAGUCACGAUGCCGUGCUGAGAUUCAACUGUGCUCCCACUCAUAACUUUGAAAACUUCGUCGGAAACCGGACAGACAUUCGGAUGAUCAACACACUGAUUCCUUACCGUAUGUGCCGGGAGGAGUUCUGGAGUAAAAAUAGCAGCAUAUUCAAACACGGAAUACUGGUCAUUCGAAACAUGGACGGAAUCGAAUCAGGACGACAAGAUUUCGGGCUAGACAUCAGGAAGGAGUUGGUACGUUUCUGUGACACUUUUAAAGUGUGCGAGAAGACAAAGAAGAGCCCAAGUACAGGACUAUUUGGUAUCGUCAUGAUGCUGCACCUCUGUGACUGGGUCCGAGUCUACGAGCUCGUCCCUUCCAACAAGGACAACACAAACCUCGUCUAUUACUACGACGAGACAGAAGUUCGGUCGCCCAACGACCUACACUCUUACGACCUAGAGCGAACUUACGUCAAAGCAUUGACACUGACUCCCGAUAAAGAUAUAGAAGAUACAGGCGUGGUGCUGCUCAAGGGUCUGUCACAGAUUCACUGUGACUGA
Messenger RNA from Branchiostoma belcheri (Belcher's lancelet), 687 nucleotides. RefSeq names its product beta-galactoside alpha-2,6-sialyltransferase 1-like. The transcript has 4 exons. Bases 1 to 687 code for a protein of 228 amino acids. Gene Ontology annotation, molecular function: sialyltransferase activity. NCBI's taxonomy places the organism in Eukaryota, Metazoa, Chordata, Leptocardii, Amphioxiformes, Branchiostomatidae. The record is from RefSeq and is a predicted model, not a curated record.